Salvia hispanica is the source of this 877-nucleotide messenger RNA. The record is from RefSeq and is a predicted model, not a curated record. Lineage: Eukaryota; Viridiplantae; Streptophyta; Magnoliopsida; Lamiales; Lamiaceae.
UUCCAAGUGUGACAUCUUCUCUGGGACGGAGGGAGUACUAUAAUUUGAAAACGCAAUAGUCAUAUUUAUUCGUGUAUAUAUAUGUAGUUGAAAUCUGAUGCUGAUGCACCUCCACACAUUUGCAGGCAUGGCCAAAGUACCAACAUUCUCUCUCAACAUCAUCAUCCUCCUUUUCAUAGCCAUUUCCCUCCCAACAAACUCCCAAGAAUUCCCUACAAAGGGAGAGAUGCAGCAGAGGUCAGAGCAGCAAACUGAUCACCUCCACUUCUACUUCCACACCAUCCUACGUGGCCCCAACACGUCGGCCGUGGUGGUGGCACAGGCCGCCACCACAAACACCUACCGAACCAGGUUCGGUGAGGUGGUGAUGUUCGACAAUCGGCUGACGGAGGGCCCGGACCCGAGCUCCAGGGUGGUGGGGCGAGCCCAGGGGAUGUACGCGUACACCGAUAUGAGCGUAACGGGGUUACUAAUGGUGUGCAAUUACUUGUUCACCGAGGGGAAGUUCAACGGCAGCACGCUGGCCGUGAUGGGGAGGUAUCCACCUCGGGCGGAUGAGAUUGAGAUGUCGAUCGUCGGCGGCACCGGCCAGUUCCGGUCCGUGGGGGGGUUAGUCCGGGUUGCGGAAUUGGUGAAUGAUUGGGAAAGGGGGGUUGAUGUGGAUGAGCAUGAUGUCUAUAUCACCUACCGUUGAUCCUCACUUCCACUAUAUAUCUACUAUAUGUUUGUGCUUAUUGUUGUUCCGUACUUCCACUAUAUAAUCUAUAUGUUGAAUAGUAUAUAUAAUGAAUAAUCACGUACUUGUAUGUUGUACGAGAGAUUAUCGUGGAGUACUUGUUUGUUGUACUUAUAUAUGGAAAUAUAUCUGUUGUACUUA